CUUCGCGCCCCGCGGGCGCGGCCGUUUGCGGGCUCCCGGCGGCGCGGCGAAUCUGCCGCUGCGAAUCGCGCGCUGGGCGGCGCGGGGCGGCGCGGGCGGCGCGGGCGGGCGGGGGCGCUCGGUCGCCCGGCAUGGCGGGCCGCGUGUGCCGCGCGUGCGGCGGCACGGACAUCGAGCUGGACGCGGCGCGCGGCGACGCCGUGUGCACCGGCUGCGGCUCGGUGCUCGAGGACAACAUCAUCGUGUCCGAGGUGCAGUUCGUGGAGAACAGCGGCGGCGGCUCCUCGGCCGUGGGCCAGUUCGUGUCUCUGGACGGUGCUGGCAAAACCCCGACCCUGGGUGGCGGCUUCCAUGUGAACCUGGGCAAGGAGUCAAGAGCACAGACCCUACAGAACGGGAAGCGCCAGAUCCACCACCUGGGGACGCAGCUGCAGCUCAACCAGCACUGCCUGGACACGGCCUUCAACUUCUUCAAGAUGGCGGUGGGCAAGCGCCUGACGCGCGGGCGGAAGGCGGCGCACGUGAUCGCCGCCUGCCUCUACCUGGUGUGCCGCACGGAGGGCACGCCCCACAUGCUCCUGGACCUCAGCGACCUGCUGCAGGUGAACGUUUAUGUGCUGGGGAAGACGUUCCUUCUUCUGGCAAGAGAACUGUGCAUCAACGCACCAGCCAUAGACCCCUGCCUGUACAUCCCACGCUUCGCCCACCUGCUGGAGUUCGGGGAGAAGAACCACGAGGUGUCCAUGACAGCCCUGCGGCUCCUGCAGAGGAUGAAGCGGGACUGGAUGCACACGGGCCGGCGCCCCUCCGGGCUCUGCGGGGCAGCGCUCCUGGUUGCAGCGAGGAUGCAUGACUUCCGGAGGACGGUCAGAGAGGUCAUCAGUGUGGUCAAGGUGUGCGAGUCCACGCUGAGGAAGAGGCUUACUGAGUUUGAAGACACCCCCACCAGUCAGCUGACCAUUGACGAAUUCAUGAAGAUCGACCUGGAGGAGGAGUGCGACCCCCCUUCCUACACGGCUGGGCAGAGGCAGCUGCGGAUGAAGCAGCUCGAGCAAGUCCUUUCGAAGAAGCUGGAGGAGGUGGAAGGUGAAAUAUCCAGUUACCAAGAUGCGAUUGAGAUUGAGCUGGAGAACAGCCGGCCCAAGGCCAAGGGGGCGCUCGCCAGCCUGGCGAAGGACGGGUCAGCCGAGGAUGGCACGUCCAGCCUGCUGGGUGAGGACGACACCGAAGAUGAGGAGCUGGAGGCCGCCGCCAGCCAUCUCAACAAGAACUUCUACCGGGAGCUCCUUGGAGGCCCAGCAGGCAGCUCGGGGGCGGCAGGAGGCACCGAGGGGGGCAGCAGACCCCCCGCCCUGGAGUCCCUGCUUGGGCCCCUACCCACAGCCGCCAGCCUGGGCAUCUCAGAUCCCAUCCGCGAGUGCAUCUCCUCCCAGAGCCAGGAGCCCAAGGACGCCUCAGAAGAUGGUGAGCUGGAUCUCAGCGGCAUUGACGACCUUGAAAUCGACAAGUACAUCCUCAGCGAGUCGGAAGCCCGCGUGAAGGCCGAGCUGUGGAUGCGGGAGAACGCCGAGUACCUGCGGGAGCAGCGGGAAAAAGAGGCGCGCAUAGCCAGGGAGAAGGAGCUGGGCAUCUACAAGGAGCACAAGCCAAAGAAAUCUUGCAAGAAACGGGAACCAAUUCAGGCCAGCACGGCUGGGGAGGCCAUCGAGAAGAUGUUGGAGCAAAAGAAGAUCUCCAACAAGAUCAACUACAAUGUGCUGCGGGACCUGAACAGCACGGGGGCGGCCGGCCCGCAGAGGGAGGAUGCCCAGCCAGAGCAGGGGGCCAGCGCCAGGAGGCCAGCGCGCAGGAGAACGCCGGCCAGCAGGGCCCCAGCCGACUCCGUGGACGGCGCGGGCAAGAGGUGCUGUGGCCUCGGGUCUGGGGAGCCGCCGGGGCUGGCUGCAGGUCGUCGCAGGGCGGGAGUCGGCACCUGCCGGAAGGGGCAGGGCAGUGCGCCCCUCGUCCCAGGGCGAGUUAGCAGUACAGCGGGCACUCGGCACAGCCCCACAUCGACACCCACUCCCGUGCCCGCACGGUCCGCCCGGCAGCUGGCCAGGCAGGGCCUUCUCCCUGGCCGCAGGCACACGCCAGGGCGGCUCAGCACAGAGAGCACCGCCGGCCCGAAGGUUUCCAGGUCUGGCCGGGCUGUGCCCAUGCUCAGUGGUCCAUGGGGCGAGGCCGGCUCUGAGGAGCGCUGCUGGGGGCCCUGUGUGCCCACUUCCCGUUUUCACGGCUGCACCAGCUUUUGGCCGACAUCAGAGAAGUGA
Molecule: messenger RNA, 2309 nt
Organism: Choloepus didactylus (southern two-toed sloth)
Lineage: Eukaryota; Metazoa; Chordata; Mammalia; Pilosa; Megalonychidae
Gene: BRF1
Product: BRF1 RNA polymerase III transcription initiation factor subunit
Exons: 17
Coding region: 132-2309 (725 amino acids)
Biological process (GO): transcription by RNA polymerase III; DNA-templated transcription initiation; transcription preinitiation complex assembly
Cellular component (GO): transcription factor TFIIIB complex; transcription preinitiation complex; nucleus
Molecular function (GO): RNA polymerase III type 3 promoter sequence-specific DNA binding; TBP-class protein binding; RNA polymerase III general transcription initiation factor activity
Source: RefSeq, a predicted model, not a curated record